Brugia malayi is the source of this 504-nucleotide messenger RNA. RefSeq lists its product as uncharacterized. Gene Ontology annotation, molecular function: ubiquitin conjugating enzyme activity. The transcript has 5 exons. Gene Ontology annotation, biological process: proteasome-mediated ubiquitin-dependent protein catabolic process; protein polyubiquitination. The record is from RefSeq and is a predicted model, not a curated record. Bases 1 to 504 code for a protein of 167 amino acids. Lineage: Eukaryota; Metazoa; Nematoda; Chromadorea; Rhabditida; Onchocercidae.
AUGGGUGAAUUGCAGUCAGCGCUUCUUCUCAGAAAACAACUUGCAGAAUUAAAACGAGUUCCUGUUGAUGGAUUUUCAGCAGGUCUUCAAGGUGAUGACAUCUACAAAUGGGAAGUGCUUGUUAUUGGGCCGCCUGACACGCUUUACGAAGGAGGAUUCUUUAAAGCGCUUCUGGAAUUUCCCAAGGAAUACCCAUUGUUGCCGCCAAAGAUGAAGUUCAUUUCUGAAAUUUGGCAUCCGAACAUUGACAAGGAAGGCAAUGUUUGCAUAUCGAUAUUGCACGAACCAGGAGAUGAUCGAUGGGGUUACGAGAAGCCAGAAGAAAGGUGGUUACCUGUGCAUACCGUAGAAACAAUUCUUCUUUCUGUUAUAUCGAUGCUUGCAGAUCCAAAUCACGAUUCACCUGCAAAUGUUGAUGCCGCGAAGAUGCAACGCGAGAAUUUUGCUGAAUUCAAGAAACGUGUAGCAGCCUGCGUUCGAAAGAGUCAAGAAGAGGGUUGUUAA